Malaya genurostris is the source of this 1587-nucleotide messenger RNA. It is a transcript of the gene DhpD, whose product is annotated as guanine deaminase. NCBI's taxonomy places the organism in Eukaryota, Metazoa, Arthropoda, Insecta, Diptera, Culicidae. Gene Ontology annotation, cellular component: cytosol. The transcript is spliced from 4 exons. Gene Ontology annotation, biological process: guanine catabolic process. Gene Ontology annotation, molecular function: zinc ion binding; guanine deaminase activity. The record is from RefSeq and is a predicted model, not a curated record. The coding region runs from base 3 to 1511 and encodes 502 amino acids.
CGAUGAGUCGGGUUUAUGUUGUGUCGUGCACCGAACAACACAACCGGCUAGAGCAUCUUUAUACUUCAGCUUUUGGCUUCGAUAUUCGUUUCAUUCAACAAGUAGCUUUCAUUGGCAACGAAGUCGUCGGCACGAUGGGUAAAGUAUUUUUCGGCCAAAUCAUUCACUCCAAGUCUCUCGAUAACUUGGAUCUAAUCACUGAUGGAUUCGUUACUGUAAAGGAUGGAAAGGUUACAGCAAUUGGAGUCAAAUCUGAAUACGAAUCAUUGCCGGAAAAGGAUUCAUAUGAAAAGAUCGUGCUAACUCAAUCGCAAUUUUUGUUGCCCGGCUUCAUAGACUGUCACAUCCAUGCGCCCCAGGUACCUAACAUUGGUCUUGGAUUGGACAAAGAUUUGCUCGGUUGGUUGAAUGCGUAUACGUUCCCACUUGAAGCUGGAUAUAAGGAUGUGGAAUUUGCUCAGCAAGUCUACAGAACUGUAGUGCGAGACACGAUCGUCAGUGGCACAACUUGUGCUUGUUACUUCGCAACAAUCUACAAUGGCAGCAAUAAGGUGCUGGCAGAGGAAAUCAUUCGCCAAGGGCAGAGAGCAUUCGUAGGGAAAGUUUCAUCGAACCGAUGUUGUCCCGAUUAUUACAUAGAAGCUGGAACCGAUGCCUCGAUUAAAGACAACAUCGAUUUUAUCGAAUAUCUACUGUCGAAAAAGGUCGAUCGAGUUAAACCGAUCAUCACUCCUCGUUUUGCGAUCAGCUGUGACAUGGAGUUAAUGAAAAAACUAGCGGAAUUAGCUGAGCGGUACAAACUAAACGUGCAAUCCCACAUUUCAGAGAAUCUAGGAGAAAUUGAUGCCGUGAAAGAAUUCUUUCCGACCAGUAAAAACUAUGCGGAUGUUUAUGACGAGGCAAAACUGUUGACCAACCGCUGCGUUAUGGCCCAUGGGGUACAUCUGGAAGAUGCAGAGCUAGAGGUUCUUGCAGCUCGUGGAACAUCCGUUGCUCACUGUCCAACCUCCAACACCAAUCUCGGUUCGGGCUUGUGCGAUGUGAAACGUUUGCUCGCUGCCAAUGUCAAGGUCGGAUUAGGAACGGAUGUGGCUGGUGGAAAUUGCCUUGCAAUAUAUGAUGUUAUGAGAGCGGCUUUGGACGUCUCUCAUCAUUUGAAUGUAAUGAAGAAACAGAACGUUCAGGGAACCGGAAAGGUCCACCCCGUCACAAAAGAUAACGAGCUUUAUGAACCAUUGAAUUACAAGCAAAUGAUUUAUCUGGCAACGCUGGGUGGGGCAGAAGCCCUCUCGAUUGGUGAUCAAGUGGGCAAUUUCGUGCCAGGGAAAGAGUUUGAUGCACUAGUUAUUGACACGUCAAUAUACCCUAUCAACCAAUACAAACUACCGACAGCGCUAACACAAAACAAAUCCCCAGAAACGGUGCUGCUAGAGCAGCUGCAGAAGUUUGUCUACGUCGGUAGUGAUCGAAACAUUGUUAGUGUUUUCGUUGCUGGCCAAAAGAUCAAAUGACCUGACGCCAACUACGAGAUGAUUCCGAAUUCGUAAUCAAAUGGAUGAAAUGCAAUAAAAACUCGUUGUUUUUUUU